Pieris brassicae (large cabbage white) is the source of this 3607-nucleotide messenger RNA. Its product is annotated as probable ATP-dependent RNA helicase DDX43. Gene Ontology annotation, molecular function: ATP binding; RNA binding; RNA helicase activity. Lineage: Eukaryota; Metazoa; Arthropoda; Insecta; Lepidoptera; Pieridae. The transcript has 2 exons. The record is from RefSeq and is a predicted model, not a curated record. Bases 792 to 2708 code for a protein of 638 amino acids.
CAAUCAAUAUGUUUUCCAAACAACCUUCGUUUUAUAUAGGUACUCGCAUAGAAUCACGAUGAUAACAAAUGGCGUAAUAGAUAUGGCACACUUUUAUCAAGAAACUGAAUGGACCGAAAGGCCAAACAUGACAUACAAGUCGAAAAGCAUUAAAUGCGAUAAGCUUAGGUGCCAUUGUUAGCUAUCCAAAAAUAAUUUGACGCAAAAAAAUCUGACUUGACUGUAUUACUUGUCAUAUCCACUAUCAAAGCAUUAACCUUAGCAUAUCUGGAAAUUAGAAUUAAUUUUAUUGUGACUUCUCUUUCUUAACGAGAUCAAACAAUUAGAAAUUAUUAUUCCUACUAAGAAAGUAAAAAGUUUGUCCCACCCUAACUCUACCUUGUGAUGGUAAUCAAUUGGGAAUCAUCAUCAUAUCAGCUAACAGACGUCCACUGUUAGACAAAGGCGUCCUCCAUUGAUUUCCUCAAAGAACAGCAACUGGGAAUAAUUUUACCUAAAAUGGUAAUUUUUUUCCCAACGCACCAACACAGUAAACAACUAUUGCUAUUUCAAGUUCGGCCAUGCCUUCUCUAUCUAUAGGAGCUUUACCUGAACUAUGCGAAACGCCCUAUGCGCAUUGGGAUUUGCUCGGUGCACUUAGUACUUGCCUUGUGCCUGUGGCAGUGUGUACUGUGUUGACAUCUUUAUAAGAAUUGGGCAAGUUCCUAUCAAAAACCAAAUUCUUUGGAAAAUACUCAUACUUAAAUAGCUAUAUUGCUUUAGAUCAUAUUUAUAUCAGAUUAAUAGAAAACAUGUCGGACUGGGAUUCUGAUUGUGACGAUGACUAUACACAGGUACAACAAAAUAGUGCACCGCAGGGACAAAAAUUCCAAUCCAGAGGAAAUCAUUCUGGCAGAGGGCAAAGAGACGGUCAGUAUUCUAGAAAUUUUACUACAGCACGUGGCAGAGGGUAUCUUCGUGGUAAUAACAAAGUCAUAUCAAUACCCUCAACUAAAGUUGGGCGAGUGAUAGGUCGAGGAGGAUUAAAAAUUCGCGAUUUAGAAUAUGAGAGUGAAGCCAAAAUAAAAAUUGGCAAUUCAGCAGGUGCCAACACAGAUAUCACGCUAUUUGGAACUGAUUCUGCGAUUACAAAAGUUGAACAAAUGAUUAAGGAUCUUACCAUUGAUAAAGAGGCGUCUAAAAAACAGAAUGUACAGUCAGUUUCAGGGACUGCAUCUCAGGAUUGUGCAAGUGCAUGUGUAUUUACAUAUGUGAAUAGUGAAGGGAAUGAAGUUAUAGAUUUGGCUAAAGCAUCUGCUUAUGCCGAUCAAGUACAAAGAGAAAGGUGGGCUGCAUUACCACCUAUUGUCAAAAACUUUUAUAAUGAGGAUCCUACAGUUGCAGCCAUGCCUCCAAAUGAGGUUGCUUAUUGGCGCCUGUGUAACUUUGACAUUAAAGUAACAAGAAUAGGAGAAAACUUGGGAGUUGAAGGAAUACCAAAUCCAGUGUUGACAUUUGAGCAAGCAUUUAAAGAUUAUCCAGAAAUACUGGAUGAAAUACGUAAACAAGGAUUUACAAAACCUUCUCCAAUUCAGAGCCAAGCUUGGCCGGUUUUACUAAAAGGAGAAGACAUGAUUGGUAUUGCACAAACAGGAACUGGCAAAACUUUAGCCUUCUUGUUGCCUGCUUUAAUUCAUAUUGAAGGGCAGCCAACACCUAGAGACAAGAGACCAGGGCCAACUGUACUUGUUCUAGCUCCGACCAGAGAAUUAGCUAUACAAAUUCAGAGAGAAGUCAACAAAUAUCAUUACAAAGGUAUUAAUAGUGUAUGUAUAUAUGGGGGAGUCGAUCGGCAGGAACAAAUUGAUAAUAUUUCAAAGGGGGUGGAUAUUGUAAUUGCAACUCCUGGAAGAUUAAUUGACUUGAUCAAAGCAAAUUAUAUAGAUGCUUCCUACUUCUCAUAUAUUGUAUUAGACGAGGCAGAUCGAAUGCUAGAUAUGGGCUUUGAGCCUCAGAUCCAUAUUUGUUUUUUGAGUGUGAGACCUGAACACCAAUGUGUUAUGACAUCUGCCACCUGGCCCUCUGCUGUUCGCCAGCUAGCUGACAAGUACAUGCACAAUCCUGUAUAUGUAAACGUCGGGUCCCUGGACUUGGCAGCAGUGCACACAGUGACCCAAAAAGUAAGGGUUGUUACGGAAGACGAAAAAGAUACUAUUCUCCUUGACUUUAUACGUAAUAUGGAUCCUACUGAUAAAGUUUUAAUUUUCUGUGCCAAAAAAAGUACAGCUUCUGAUGUUACAGCAGAAUUAGCAUGUAAGGGAUUUUAUUGCGAAUCAUUGCAUGGUGAUAGGGAUCAAAGUGAUCGAGAAGCAGCUCUAGAAGAUAUGAUGGAUGGAACAGUCAACAUUUUAGUUGCCACAGAUGUUGCAUCACGGGGGAUUGAUAUAAAAGACUUAACUCAUGUUAUAAACCUAGACUUUCCACUGAAAAUUGAAGAGUAUGUACACAGAAUUGGGCGAACAGGAAGGGCCGGUAGGACAGGGAUAGCAUUGUCUUUAGUGACAAAAUAUGAUUGGGGAAAUGCCAGUGAAUUGAUAAAAAUUUUGGAAGAAGCACACCAAGAGGUUCCUAAUGAGUUGAGAGAAAUGGCUGCCCGUUUUAAAGCCAACAAGUCCACAAGGCAACAUGGAAGAGGAGGUCGUGGGAGAGGAAGAAGACCACGUUGGUAGAUUUUAAUAGUAUGUUUAAGAUUUACUAGGCACGGCAUAGUUUUAUUUAUUUAUUUUCCUUUUUAUAUUUUUUCUCUUGUUCCAGUAGUAAGUUUAUUUUUUAUUUCUAGAUUUGAAAUUUCUGUCAAAUUGUUUCUGUAAUGGUUUACAGAUUUUUUAGGAAUGAAGUUGGAAGUCUAUUAGAAGAGGUCAUGGCCAUUAUAAUUAUAUACAUAAGAAAUUCCCACCACAUGUUUAAGUAUUCUUAGGCUAAUUUAAAGUUUUAAAAAUCUCAUUUGGGAAGGAUGAUCCAAACAUAAUACAUUUUUGAUCUCUAGUGUAGAUUUUUUAAAUAAAUAUGCUUUGUAUGCUACACUUGUUUUCCUGGUCUAUUUAAAUGUAAGUAUAAAAUUUAUAACUUAUUAUUAUUUACUAAGACUAAACACACCUUCAGUCAGUUUGAGAACAAUAAACUGUUAGAUUUUUACAUAUGUGUGUUUAACUCUUGUAUAUCAAAAUCAUAGAGGAAAUUAACAUACAAGAAUCAUAUUUUCAAGAUUCAAGUGUUUUAAACAUAGCCCUAAGAGUAUGGGUAAAACUUCAGCAUUUCUUUAAUAAACCUUAGAUAGGAUUUAGUAAAUCCUAACAGGUGUUCACAAGUGAAAACUGCUGAAUAAUGUAUUCAAUGUGGACUGUUACUCAAUUAACAAUAACAUUGGAUUUGCUACCAAAUUCAAGUGCAAAUGUAUUAGCCAAAGGAGGAAAUUCUGUAAUUUUAUAGUCUAUACUUAUAAAGAUCUGAAAGUGAUGUAUGAGGAAAAGGAUGAGGAAUUUAUGAAUCAUAUGGUAAAAGUGUUGGACAAAUUUUGUAUGGAAUAUUUAAAUAAUAAACUACUUAAUAAAUAUAUGUAUAAGAAUUA